Molecule: messenger RNA, 1998 nt
Organism: Lingula anatina
Lineage: Eukaryota; Metazoa; Brachiopoda; Lingulata; Lingulida; Lingulidae
Biological process (GO): protein phosphorylation; mRNA processing; intrinsic apoptotic signaling pathway in response to endoplasmic reticulum stress
Cellular component (GO): IRE1-TRAF2-ASK1 complex
Molecular function (GO): protein serine/threonine kinase activity; ATP binding; RNA endonuclease activity
Source: RefSeq, a predicted model, not a curated record
AUGGCUCAGCUAAAGGUCUUGUCUUUAGUGAACUGUAACCUAGACCACCUAGAUAAAGAAUUCCAGAAUCUCAGCUCACUCCAAUCUCUAGACUUGUCAGACAACAUGCUCUCCGACUUGGCUGAGAAUACCUUUGACGGAUGCAACAGUCUAAACCAUCUCAUACUCUCAGGAAACCGCUUCAGUAACGUUCCAGACGGUAAGAAUUGCUAUGUCGUGUCCGCUACUAUAUGCAUAGAAAGCACAGUCAAGACUAUGUAUUUUGACAUGCGCAGCUCUGUUGAGAAUGAACAAAUGAGGAGGUAUAUAACAAAAGCGUUUGAAAUGGACCCUGGAACAAAAAUGCGUUUUAAGUACAAGGGACAGGAGCUUGACAAUUUUAAGUGCAUAUUUUUAGAUUUCGAUCCGUUUGACGACGUGGAAAUACACGUUAUCAUUCUACAUAAGCUAAAAGUAAGAUAUUUCGGUAGCCGGUUUGUUGAAGUCUACUGUGGACGAGAUGAUUUGAUAUCACGGCUUAACACAAAUAUUGCUAAAACUUUAAAUAUACCAAGAGCGUUGGUUCGACUGAUGCAGAAUGAAACGAAAUGUGAAGAACACAGAACAUGUGCCGAUUACGGCCUUACUGGGUGCUCUGAUAUCCAUAUUGAACCAAAUUCCAUAGCCAUACAGCUUGACAGCGGACUGAUUCACAAGGAAGACAUAAAUAUAAAAGCCAGCUUAGGUGAUUACUUGAAGGCCCUUCACCUCGAAAACUUUAGAUCACUAGAUGUUUUUGCAAUACAUUCAGAAACUCAAGAAAGUCAGGGAAACCUGGAUCCGGCCACGCCCCUGUAUAACUUCGUAAAUCUUGAUGCUAAUAGUCCUACAUGGGUCUUGUUUAUGCACGGUGUCAUUCGGGUUCAACUAACUUUCCUGCCACACGAGCUAAGGUACAUUCCUAGUCAGGAACACCAUCUUGCUCACGUUCAGUCAACAAUAGGGGCCUUAAGAAGGCGCUUGCCGGUAGAAGCCAGCCAUAUUGUAUUUGACAAUAAGGAUCUUUCUGAUGAUGCCACAAUUGCCGAAUGUGGACUGACAGACGAUGCGUUAUUAGUGAUCGACACGGAUAAGACCGUCUCCGUAUUUACCCCGGAGAGGAACAAUCUGGAUUUCCCGUUGAGAGCAAGCAGUACUGUUAGGGACCUCAAAGAAGCAAUACAUGCAGGGACGAAAGUUCAUCUCGAAGAGCAAAAUUUAACCUACAAUGGGGAAACACUGGAAAACGACAAAAGGCUUUUUGACUAUGGGAUUUAUGGGCGUGACCAGUCGAUAACUCUAUCGAAACAAAGUCUUAGCGUCGUAGUUUCUCUCCCUGACAACCAUUCCAUCACAGUCAAAUUUCAAGUGAAUGAUACGGUUCAAACGCUAAAGCGCUCUAUUCAUGAGAAAACUGAAAUCUCGCCAGAAGAGCAGAGACUUUACCUGGACUCUCGCGAGAUCUUUGACGACAGUGUUCUCUCCGAGGUAGGGUUAACAUCCGAUAAAGCCAUCACGUUAAAGAAAAGAAAAGCCCUUAAGUUGAAGGAGGAGUGGAGGCAAAAAAGCAUACGCUGGAAAAAGAAAUUUGAAGAUUUUGUUCAGUUAACUGAAGAUGACUUUGAGGACGUUGCUGGGCUUUACUUGUGUACCAAAGACCCGAAAUUCCGUAUCAGCAGCGGAAGCGAAAGCACAGAAGUGUAUUUAGGCCUUCUAGGCGACGGGACCGAGGUUGCCGUUAAACGGUAUUUGAUAACGAGCUGGACCCUGGAUAACGAGCUGGACCUGCUGUUAGUGCUGGACCACCCACGCAUCGUGCGCUACCGGAUCGUGGUUCCCGACAAAUCCUUUGCCUAUCUGGUGCUAGAAUUGGGGGAAUACACAUUAAAGGAGUACACUGAGAUCUUAAAACGUAGCAAUCGUUUGAAAGAAAAAGGUCCAACGCUCGUUCUGUUCUACUCGGGUACUUUUAGCUCCUGA